AUGACUGCCGCGCCGUUCCGCUGGGCCAUCACGAGCGCGGGCAAGAUCGCCGCGGACUUCGCUGAGGCCGUGCGGCGCCUCGACGGCCACGCCGUCGUCGCCGUCGCCGCGCGGAGCCGCGCCGACGCCGAGGCCUUCGCGGCGCGGCACUGCGACCGCGGCGUGCAGUGCUACGGCGGCUACGAGGCCAUGUUCGAGGGCGCGCGCGACCACGGCGCCGACGCGACCUACGUCGCGACGCAGCCCGACACGCACGCCGAACUAGUGCGGGCGCUCCUCGCGCGGAAGAUGCCGACGCUCUGCGAGAAGCCCCUCGCGGCGACCUUCGCCGAGGUCGAGGCGUGCUACGACUACGCGGCGGCGCAGGACACGUUCCUCAUGGAGGGCGUCUGGACGCGGUGCUUCCCGGCGACGGUCGAGGCGCGAGCCGCGCUCCGGUCGGGCGCCGUCGGCGACGUCGUCGCCGUCCAGGGCGAGUUCGGCUAC
This is a messenger RNA of Aureococcus anophagefferens, 486 nucleotides long. RefSeq lists its product as hypothetical. Gene Ontology annotation, molecular function: nucleotide binding. The transcript has a single exon. NCBI's taxonomy places the organism in Eukaryota, Pelagophyceae, Pelagomonadales, Pelagomonadaceae. The annotation marks the transcript as partial. The record is from RefSeq and is a predicted model, not a curated record.